Dentiscutata erythropus is the source of this 846-nucleotide messenger RNA. NCBI's taxonomy places the organism in Eukaryota, Fungi, Glomeromycota, Glomeromycetes, Diversisporales, Gigasporaceae. The record is from the annotation of a GenBank genome assembly.
AUGUUGUAUAAUGCAACAAAAGACAUUCUUACCUCGUAUUUGAUGACUUUUCAUGUUAUCAAAGCCAGUAAAAAGGACUAUACCAUAUGCUCCAUCAUUGCUAUUGGACCCUUCAGUAUCAUGUAUUUAAAUUUGAAUAAUUUAACCACUUCACCAUUCAAUGAUAACAAACUAUUCCAGAACUCGAACUUUACUUUGGAGCAAGUACAGUUUAUAUACAAAGAAUUUACAGAUAAAUAUAAGUUGAAAAUUGACCAGGAAGUUAUUGAGGACAUAUACAUACAAACUAAUAGCAGAAGGAGUCCUGGUUUUGGGGAUAAUGAUGGGAUGUUUAAGAUUUCCUCACCUUUAGUGCACUGGAUAGUCCUUCAGCAAAUAAUUUCUCAUAUAUUUCUGACUUUACCUAAAGUAGAUGUCAAAUACCAUCCUUCGGGUGCCUUAGAUAUCUUUGAAGUCUUAAAACAAGUUAUACGUAUAUUUGAUCAAGAAGCAAUAAAAUCUUGUAACUCUUUUAAGUUGGCACGUGUACUUGUUAACAAUGUGAAUAAUCAGGAAGUUUCUAGAGAAUCAGUGUAUAUAAAUAAUGAGUAUAUUGACAUAGUUAUAUCACAACCUAAUCAUCCAACAAUUGCUCUUGAACUUUUAGCCACAGCAACAAUAAAAGAGCUCAAUAAACACUAUGAACGGGCACUACUAUGCAACAAGAAACUACUUGCAGAUGAAACAUGGGUUGUUUAUUUUACUUGUUAUAAAGAUGCCAUUUCAAAGCCAUACUGGCCAACCAAAUCUCAAUUGCAAAAGGAUCUUCAAGUUAUAUACUUUUGGCAUGACCUUAACUUUACAAAA